AUAUCGAGUAUAUAUAAUCCUGAUAUCCUGAUUUUGAACGAAAUGCGCCUUCAAUUGUUAAAACCCUACGCCCCAGUUUUCCUUCAAUUGAUCAUCUCAAUUCUUCAAUCUCACCAUGUCUGAAUCUUCCGAAGGACGAGAAAGCGUGGAUGAUUCUGCACAAAAUUCUCCACAAUAUUCUCCUUAUUAUUUUUCUCACCAUUCUGAUCAAUCCUAUGAACAACCCCAGUAUGGUUGGAAAUUCAGUAAAACCGAAAAAACAGAUCGAAUUAGCGCCUUGCCGGAUCCUUUGAUCCUUCAGAUCCUUUCUUCCUUGCGGAUGAAAGAAGUUGUACGAACUGGAGUUUUGUCAAAAAGGUGGCGCCUUUUGUGGACUUCAGCACAUAAUCUAAUUUUCAGAUGCUCUGGUCAAUCUAAUCACGCUGUAAGUGAAUUCAUAACUUCUGUUGAUGAUACAUUACUUCUAAGUAAGCCUAGUAAAUUGAACAAGUUUUCGGUUGAAUUCCAUUACAACCAAAGAUUUGUUAAGUAUGUUAAUAAAUGGAUGAUUUUUGUAAAGAAUAAAUCUGUUGAAGAACUGGAUUUUUAUCUGAGUACACGGGGUUCAGAUGAGUUUUACAGCUUGCCACAGAUUAUGUACUCCAAUGCGUGUUUACGAGAACUGAGUUUGUGCAAUUGUAAUCUUGUACCAAAGGAGGGGAUCAAUUGGCCUGCUCUUAAGGUUUUAGUUAUUAGGUAUGCUAAGUUGAACAGAGAUAUCGUUGGCAUGAUCUGUUCUGGAUGUCCUACUUUGGAAUCUCUCAAGUUUAGUAUGUGUUGUGGGGUUAAUUAUUUUGUAAUUAAUUCCAAAAGUGUGAAUAAGUUGGUGAUCAGUGGAUAUUGGCAACAAGAACAUGAAGAUAGUGAUGAUGAUGAUGGCAAUGAUGAUGAUACACAGCUGAUAAUAUAUGCUAGGAAUGUUACUUCGCUGGAGAUUAGAGGAUGUUUUCAUAAAAAAAUUCUUGCUCUUCAGAAUGUACAAGCUCUAGUCCAUGCUAAGCUAGAUUUCUAUAGGAAGACAGAUGAUUAUGAAAAUGAUUUCAAGACUGAUGAGAAUAUGUUAAAAGAUCUCCUUGAAUCACUCGAGGGUGUUGAGAAACUCUCCAUUGGGUCAUGGUGUCUGCAGGUCCUUACUAUGCUAGAGACUAAAAACUCCUCAUGCCCGAGGAUGAGAUGCAAGUACUUGACUUUGAACACUCCUUUUAAUCAAUCAGAGCUUCCUGGGUUAGCAGUACUUCUACAAAGUUGUCCUCAGGUCGAGAUCUUGAACAUAAGCAAGGACUCCCCUUUCGAAGAGUAUAAUUUUGGGUGGCCCUCUAAUGAAUUUAAUGGAGAAAAUUACUGGAUAUCAAGACCUUGUUGGGUGAUGCAUCUCAAGACUUUAAGGAUUGACGGCACCUGGAUAUAUGAGAGUCCGUAUUUUAAGCACAUCUUUCCGUUUCUGCAAGCUGUUCUAAAGAAUGGGAUAGUUCUUGAGAAAAUCAUCCUUGCUUCCUUCGAUGACAGAACAUGGAUUUCCCCCGGGCACCAUAGAAGACUUACAGAAACGUUACUAAGCUUUCCGAGAUCUUCAAGGGAUGCUGUUAUUUUGUUCUCUGGUUGAGAAGUAAAAGUAAAUUAGCAGUAUGUCAUGUUAGUAUUUAUCAAAACGUGCUUCAGAAACAUAUACUGUUUUUUUUCUUUCUUUAGACUCGAUGCCUUGCGUACAUUGUUCUUUUCUUGAGUCAAUCAACUAAGGCUCAAUCCGGAGCUAGCUAGUUGAGAAUUGAGAUGGAUUCUUAUAUAAAUUAUUAGUGGUUCUUUAAUGCUUGAUGUUUAUAUAUA
This is a messenger RNA of Solanum dulcamara, 1863 nucleotides long. Its product is annotated as F-box protein At5g03100-like. Lineage: Eukaryota; Viridiplantae; Streptophyta; Magnoliopsida; Solanales; Solanaceae. Bases 116 to 1642 code for a protein of 508 amino acids. Gene Ontology annotation, molecular function: protein binding. The record is from RefSeq and is a predicted model, not a curated record. The transcript has 3 exons.